Molecule: messenger RNA, 2106 nt
Organism: Ruditapes philippinarum (Manila clam)
Lineage: Eukaryota; Metazoa; Mollusca; Bivalvia; Venerida; Veneridae
Product: ubiquitin-conjugating enzyme E2 C-like
Exons: 5
Coding region: 60-599 (179 amino acids)
Source: RefSeq, a predicted model, not a curated record
AUUUUGAUUGGUUCUUUCAUUUUAGCCAGGGAAGUUUGAAAUUCGGUAAAACGAAGAAAAUGUCUGAACAAAAUAUCGACCCAGCUUUAAGCGUUCGCUCAACAAAAGAAAAUAAUAGAUCAACUACUUCGGCCAAAGAUACACAUUCCGUUAGCAAGAGAUUACAGCAAGAACUCAGAACACUUCUUAUGUCUGGUGAUCCAGGAGUGUCAGCAUUUCCAGAUGGUGAUAAUCUCUUCAGAUGGGUUGCUACCCUACUUGGACCAAAGGGCACAGCAUAUGAAAGCCUUAGUUACAAACUAUCACUAGAAUUUCCCAGUGGUUACCCAUACCAGGCACCUACAGUCAAGUUUGAGACCCCAUGCUGGCAUCCAAAUGUAGAUCAGUCUGGAAACAUUUGCCUCGAUAUUUUAAAAGAGAAAUGGUCAGCCCUAUAUGAUGUGAGAACAAUACUGCUGUCAUUACAAAGUCUUUUAGGAGAGCCAAACAACGAGAGUCCUCUAAAUGCACAGGCUGCUGAACAGUGGAAUAAUCAAGCCGAGUACAAGAAAAUUGUUGUGGAAAAAUAUAACAAAAAUGCUGCAGCUGCUAACAAAUAGAUGUACAGUUAAUACAUCUGCUUUAAAAACAUCAUCAUCAUUUGGUAUUUUAGUCGCUAAGGGAUAUUUUAUACAUUGAUUUUUGAACUUUUCAUAAGUGUCAUCUGAAGGUGGAUAUUAAAAGUACCUAUAUUAUUGUGAAAAAACAACAACUUUGGGGAAAAAAACAGGAUAUAUUUUUAAUAAACUCAUAUUUCAUUUAUUUGUCAGAGACAAGAUUGAAUACCAACUCUCGGGUGUAAUGUUUCAACGGUUUAGUGAUACAGAAUAUCUUUCCUUUAUAAAUUUUGGAAAUUUAUGUUAAGUAGAAUCUAAAUAAUUUUGUUAAAAUCAUACUAUUACUAUACCUUAUACAAAAGUUGAGUCAUUGUGCUUACCGGUGUUUAAUUUUCAUAUACGUAACCUACAGUGAGUUAUAUUUUAUUUUACUACACAUUGAAUUUUGAGAACAAUUUUUAGUAAUAAUAAGCAUCACAUAAAAUUUUUGUUUGUGCAUAAGCAAAACUACUUGCUAAUUAAUGACUUUUGAAAGACUGCCCAAUCUUCACCCCUACAGGUCCACAUCCACUCUCUUCUUGUCUUAACAUUCUUCCUUCUAGGACUUUUUUACUUUGUCAUGUUAAAACGUUUUUCCUAACAGAUUCAGAGGAUAUAAGUUUAUGAUUAAUUAUUCAACAUUUAUGUCUAUUUUUAAUCCAUUCUAUACAAUAUACUGAAUGCAAUGAAACAAAAUCUCUCUCAGAAUUUAAGAGGGUAAUCUCAUAAUAAGGUUACACAAUGACUUGUAAAAAAAAACAUAGACAUGAUAUACAAACUGUAAAUCGGGUAUUUUUCUCAAGGUAUUAAAUUUUGAAGUGUCUGAUUUAUUUAAAAGAACUGAAGGUACAAUUUUAACCCCUAAAAUAAGUCUGAAAUGUUGAUUUCAAGAAAAUUAGGCCUCACGAAAAAAUCUUAUUUUACAGUAUUACUUUUAUUAUAGUAACAUAUCCCAAGACUUUAUCUUGUUUCAACUGACUUUCUUUCCUACACUAGUCAUUAAAAUCUUUCAACUAAGUGCUGUUCACAUGUAAAUGAAAUGAAUUUCCUUUGUCUAUUUAUUUAUUUUAUUUUUUAUACCAGAAUCUCAACAACAACAACAACAAAAAACAGCUCUUUUUAGUUCUUCAACAAAUUUGAUCUUUAUAAAAAAAGUGGGGGGAAAACAUGCCAAUGAUAAAAAUCAGUUGUAAAAUUACCAUAAUUUAUUAAGUUGAAGUAGACUACCAAAAAAAAGUUUUAAUAGUGAAGAAGUUUUUUUAUAUUGCCCACAUUAUUUGUGUUUAUUUUCACCUGCCCUGUCUUUUGUAAAUGUCUCAAUCUCUUUUCUAUGUUUCAACAAUCUGUUAUUUCUUUUAUCUUUGUGAUCAUUUUGUAAAUAAAUAAUCAUAUUUGUAUCGAUAUAUUUGUAAAUUUGUGUGAUUUGUGUAUUUUAUAUGAAAAUACCUUGUGUAAUAAAUAUUGAACAAUA